AUGGAGUGCAAGGAUGAUAAUAAAUACAAGCCGGAAGUGUUGGAGAUGGUGAUGGUACAGGAGGGUCUCUGGGUCCUCGUGCCCUGAACAUUCACCUAUCUCCACCAGUUCUGCUGAGUUUAUGGCUACAGGUUCCACACAGGGGAUGACACAAGUUCAGACUCCUCGGUGGCCACAAACAAGCCAGAAUGGCAAGUGCUGAAGGAGACCCAGGGCCGAUUCCACCUCACAGGGGACAGGCUGAGCAGCAACUGCUCCCUGGAUAUCACAGAUGCACAAAGAGGUGGCAAUGGUUCCUACUUCUUCAUGGGAGAGAAAGGAAGCUCACAAUGGAGUUGCUGUGGGAAGCGUGUGUCUGUGUAUGUGACAGGUGUUCCUCACCAGCCCUCACACAUUCUCCCACUGGAGACCCUGAAACCUGGCUGUCCCAGAAACCUGACCUGCUCUGUGCCCUGGGCCUCUGAGAGGUGGACUCCUCCCAUCUUCUUAUCAGCUGCCCGCAGUCACAGCAGCGUUUUGGCCCUCACACCCAGGCCUCAGGACCAAGGUACCAACCUCACCUGUCAGGUGACCUUCCCUGGAGCUUGUGUGACUGUAGAGAGGACAUUCUAGCUCAAUGUCACCUUCGAGUAA
Cricetulus griseus (Chinese hamster) is the source of this 633-nucleotide messenger RNA. The record is from RefSeq and is a predicted model, not a curated record. Lineage: Eukaryota; Metazoa; Chordata; Mammalia; Rodentia; Cricetidae.